Messenger RNA from Closterium sp. NIES-67, 4009 nucleotides. The record is from the annotation of a GenBank genome assembly. Lineage: Eukaryota; Viridiplantae; Streptophyta; Zygnematophyceae; Desmidiales; Closteriaceae.
CGGCAUGGAUCAUGGAGGAGCCGGCUGCACGUGACGUGCAGCUGGGCGUCGGGGCCGGGCGCGGAGAGCGGGCCGGUGCGGGGGGGGGGGGGGGGGGGGGGGGGGGGGGGGGGGGGGGGGGGGGGGGGGGGGGGGGGGCGGGGGGCUACGACCGGCCGGGCACGGGCGCGGGGGACCGGCUACGACGGGCGUGGGGGGCCGGUUACGAACGGGCGCGGAGGCCACUACGGACGGGAGCAGGGGCCGCGACGGGCAGGCACGGGGGCCAGCUAACGGACGGGCGCAAGGGGCCGCUAUGGACGGGCCGGGGGGCCGGCUACGGACGGGAGCGGGGGCGGCUACGGACGGGAGCGGGGGCCGGCUAUGGCGGGAUGGCAACCUUCGACAACGCCGAGAUCGAGUAUCUCCUAGCCAAAGGACUCAUCCGGCCAUCCACUUCGCCGUACGGUGCCCCAGUACUCUUCACACCGAAACCGGACGGAAGCCUGCGCAUGUGCAUCGACUACCGAGCUCUUAACAAGCAGACCAUCAAGAAUAAAUAUCCGAUACCGCGAAUCGAUGACCUGCUUGACCAGCUUCGGGGAGCUACGGUAUUUUCCAAACUGGAUCUGCGGUCCGGAUACUGGCAGAUACGGAUGGCGGACAACUCUAUCCACAAAACUGCUUUCCGAACUCGGUACGGAUCGUACGAGUAUUUGGUCAUGCCGUUCGGACUCACCAACGCGCCGGCAACGUUCCAAGCCGAAAUGAACCACAUUCUACGACCACUUCUGGACGAAUGCGUGGUGGUGUACCUGGACGACAUACCUCAUCUACUCGCGCGACAUGAAGCAGCACGUCGAACACCUGCGACGCGUCUUCGAAAUUCUUCGACGGGAACGAUUCUACGUCAAACUGUUCGUGCCACAGUAUGCGAAAUCGCAGCACCACUCACGAAUCUGCUGAAGAAGAACACGCCCUACAAAUGGGAACGAAAGCACCAGGAAGCCGUGGAGCAGCUGAAACAAGCACUCACGUCCGCACCGGUACUCAUCUUGCCAGAUCCCGAACGCGACUACGUAAUCGAAGCUGACGCCAGCGACCAGGCAGUGGGAGCAGUCUUAAUGCAAGACCAGGGGAAUGGACUGCAACCAAUUGCCUACCUCAGCAAGAAACUGCACGGGGCAGAACUCAACUACCCGAUACACGACAAAGAGGCUCUUGCUAUCAUCAUCGCCUUCAAAGCGUGGAGAUGCUAUCUCGAAGGACGAAGAACGACCGUCUACACCGACCACUGCAGCCUGAAAUAUUUGAAGACACAACCCAACCUUUCCAGGCGGCAGGUCCGGUGGAUCGACUUCCUCGAGACCACACUUCCACUACGACAUCGUGUACAAGCCCGGCCACAAGAACAAAGCAGACGCUCUCAGCCGGCUGCACACGUUGCCGCGAUUCAGGUCGAAGGGAUGAAUCCACUACUCAAGGGACUCUUCACACACGGGUACGCCAUCGACCCCGAAAUUCCCUUGGCAGAAAAGCGACAUCUGCUACAGUGGGACAGUGACAUCGCGUACCGGAAAGGAUCAACAAAAAUCUGGGUACCCAAUUACCCUCCUUUGCGCCAGUUACUACUCGAAGAAUACCACGACGUCCUGUACGCCGGACACUUCGGUAGCAACAAGACGCUCACCGGUAUCGCCAAACACUACUACUGGCCCCAUAUGGCAGACGACGUCCAGAAAUUCGUCACCUCGUGUGAUACAUGUCAGCGGAUGAAGAGCAGCAAGCAGAAAAAGGCAGGACUACUGCAGCCUCUUCCUGUCCCAGAACAACCAUGGCAAGUGGUUAGCCUAGACUUCAUCACCGGGUUACCACCUACCUCCAGCGGUCAUGACGCCAUCCUUGUCGUCAUUGACAAGUUCUCCAAAAUGGGACACUUCAUCCCGACACACACGACGGCACGCACCGAGGAGACAGCACAGCUCUUCGUUCGUCACAUCAUCUCACAGCAUGGCAUCCCAACCACACUCAUUUCCGACCGAGACCCCAAGUUCACCAGCAAGUUCUGGAAGGAACUUAUGUCUCUGCUCGGCACCAAACUCGCCAUGUCAUCCGCAUACCAUCCGCAGACAGACGGACAGACCGAGCGCCUCAACCAAAUUGUUGAGCAACUCCUCCGAGCAGCCUGCAAGGACGACAUCUCCAAAUGGGACUUGCACCUGCCCGUACUCGAGUUUGCUUACAACAACGCCACACAUGCCGCUACUGGACAGACGCCGUUCUUCCUCUGCUACGGACGCCACCCACUCACACCACAGAAACCGACAAGCAUCAGCUACAUGGAGACACUCGCACGAUUCGAGAAGGACGUGAAGCGGACCGACACCGGGUUCCUGGCGAUAGCAACAGAGGUGGAGAAUGACGGAGAGAAAGCCUCGGAGACUCCAGAAAAAAUCAAGGAAUUACUGAAGGAGUUCCAAGACAUUCUUCCUGACGAUCUUCCGAACGAGCUACCGCCAUACCGAACGCAUCAACACGAGAUCGUGGAGGAACCGGGUUCGAAGCCGACCUUCCGAGCACCAUAUCGACUCAGCCCUACGGAGCUGACCGACAUGAAGAAGCAGAUCGAGUAUCUCCUAGCUAAAGGACUCAUCCGACCAUCCACUUCGCCGUACGGUGCCCCCAGUACUCUUCACACCGAAACCGACGGAAGCCUGCGCAUGUGCAUCGACUACCGAGCUCUUAACAAGCAGACCAUCAAGAAUAAAUAUCCGAUACCGCGAAUCGAUGACCUGCUUGACCAGCUUCGGGGAGCUACGGUAUUUUCCAAACUGGAUCUGCGGUCCGGAUACUGGCAGAUACGGAUGGCGGACAACUCUAUCCACAAAACUGCUUUCCGAACUCGGUACGGAUCGUACGAGUAUUUGGUCAUGCCGUUCGGACUCACCAACGCGCCGCAACGUCCAUUCCUAGGACACCUGGUGAGCGCUCAAGGAGUUCACGUCGACCCCAAGAAAAUCGAAGCCGUACGUACGAGGAAGACACCCGAGAACGUGAAGGAGUUGCAGCAGUUCCUAGGCUUCGCUAAUUACUACAACAGGUUCGUGCCACAGUAUGCGAAAAUCGCAGCACCACUCACGAAUCUGCUGAAGAAGAACACGCCCUACAAAUGGGAACAAGCACCAGGAAGCCGUGGAGCAGCUGAAACAAGCACUCACGUCCGCACCGGUCUCAUCUUGCCAGAUCCCGAACGUGACUACGUCAUUGAAGCAGACGCCAGUGAUCAGGCCGUGGGAGCAGUCUUAAUGCAAGACCAGGGAAUGGACUGCAACCAAUUGCCUACCUCAGCAAGAAAACUGCAACGGGCGAACUCAAACUACCCGAUACACGACAAAGAGGCUCUUGCUAUCAUCAUCGCCUUCAAAGCGUGGAGAUGCUAUCUCGAAGGACGAAGAACGACCGUCUACACCGACCACUGCAGCCUGAAAUAUUUGAAGACACAACCCAACCUUUCCAGGCGGCAAAAAGCGACAUCUGCUACACCUGACUUCAUCACCGGGUUACCACCUACCUCCAGCGGUCAUGACGCCAUCCUUGUCGUCAUUGACAAGUUCUCCAAAAUGGGACACUUCAUCCCGACACACACGACGGCACGCACCGAGGAGACAGCACAGCUCUUCGUUCGUCACAUCAUCUCACAGCAUGGCAUCCCAACUACACUCAUUCCGACCGAGACCCCAAGUUCACCAGCAAGUUCUGGAAGGAACUUAUGUCUCUUCUCGGCACCAAACUCGCCAUGUCAUCCGCAUACCAUCCGCAGACAGACGGACAGACCGAGCGCCUCAACCAAAUUGUUGAGCAACUCCUCCGAGCAGCCUGCAAGGACGACAUCUCCAAAUGGGACUUGCACCUGCCCGUACUCGAGUUUGCUUACAACAAUGCUACACAUGCCGCUACUGGACAGACGCCGUUCUUCCUCUGCUACGGACGCCACCCACUCACACCACAAAAACCGACAGCAUCAGCUACA